Messenger RNA from Engraulis encrasicolus (European anchovy), 942 nucleotides. RefSeq names its product olfactory receptor 10J5-like. Lineage: Eukaryota; Metazoa; Chordata; Actinopteri; Clupeiformes; Engraulidae. The transcript has a single exon. The record is from RefSeq and is a predicted model, not a curated record. Gene Ontology annotation, cellular component: membrane. Gene Ontology annotation, biological process: G protein-coupled receptor signaling pathway; detection of chemical stimulus involved in sensory perception of smell. Gene Ontology annotation, molecular function: olfactory receptor activity; odorant binding; G protein-coupled receptor activity.
AUGCGGAAUUCAACUCAGUUUUCAUCUGUGAUCUUGACCGCAUACACUGAUGUUGGAAAUGUGAAAUACUUGUACUUUACUAUAUUGUUACUGUUGUAUGUUUGCAUAAUUAUUGCCAAUGUCCUUUUGAUUAGUGUUGUUUAUAUGGACAGGACUCUGCAUGAGCCCAUGUACUUGUUUCUGUGCAGCCUGUGUGUCAAUGAACUGUACGGCAGCCUGGGUCUGUUUCCUUGUCUUCUGGUUAACAUGCUCUAAGAUAGCCAUGAACUCCAGCUCACAUAUUGCUACCUGCAAGUUUACUGUUUAUAUACUUACGCAACAGUGGAGUUUUGUACCUUAGCACUGAUGUCUUACGACAGAUAUGUGUCUAUCUGUCAUCCGUUACAGUACAAUAGCAUCAUGACACCGACCAAAGUCACCUCUCUAAUUGUGGCUCCGUGGCUGUUUUCAUUUGUCCAGUUUGCAGUUAACGUGUCUCUGAGUGUCCGUUUGAAAUUGUGUGGUAACAUCAUAGAGAAGGUAUGCUGUGACAACUAUUUGCUUAUCAGGCAGGCUUGUUCGGACACAACUGUACUCAACAUAUACGGCCUUUCCAUGACUAUUGUUGUCAUCUUUGGUCCGAUAGCACUCAUUUUGUACUCGUACGGCAGGAUAUUCAAAGUGACUUUGAGCAAGGGACCAAACAAGAAGUCUUUGAACACAUGUGUCCCUCAUAUUGUUUCAUUGUUAUAUUAUUCAAUAGCUAUGUCAAUUGAAGUGUUUCAAAGCAGGGUACCAUCAAAGGUGAAGGUGCCACCUAUACUUCGCAUAAUUCUUUCAGUGUAUUUUGUGAUAAUUACACCACUCCUCAAUCCCAUUAUGUUUGGUCUAAAGUUAACUAAAAUCCGAGAUGCACAUAAAAAAUUAUUUCAUCAUGUAAUCGUUUUGAAAUUCAGAACAUGA